GCAUGGCGGCGUCCAGGAUUUUUCUGAAAUGCUAAGGAGAAGGCACAGGACGUGACAAAAAAAAGAGUCUUUAAAAGUGACUGCAACUUCCUGUGAGUCAGUCUUCCAGCUCUAUUGAGGUUUUGGAGGCUGGUGGAGGACCUUCUUCAGCAUGGACCUGGGACUCUAGCAUUUGAGGGAAAAUAAUGGACCUCUUCUGUUUUGUCUGGUAGAAAAUUAUGGCUGUUAGUGACUUUUCAGGAAUCUAAAAACAGUAGCAAAAUGAAUAAGAAAACAAGUUCCUUCUUACAGAACCUGAGACAGUUGAAUAUAAACAUUUGUCCUUUAAGCUCCACAAGCGUUGGAAGAACAAUGAAGGUAGACCCUUUGGGACUUCAUAAACUAAAAAUUGCCUACCAAAAUAGCAUAUUAAAAAAUUUUCUUUUCGUUGACUCUCUUCAGAAACCUCAGCUAUCUGUUAGAUUUUUCUGUCAAGGUGUGUUAGCUUUUCAUUUGGAAGACAAUAAGAUCCAAAAAAGAAGAUUGAGCACAUUAACAUCAGUUCCAUUUGGUAAACUCUUAUAUCCUAGAAGACUGUCUUUUAACUCACAAUGCUUCUUUGUGUCAGACACAACACCUCAACUUUCUACUGAUGGGCUGGAGAAAAUAAUGGCCUCUACUGAACACGAUCUCUUCCACAAGGAAAAGAAAAGUUUGGCUGUUGCCAAAUACAGGCAUCUCAUUCAGGAGUGUAAUUCCAUGAGUGACUUAUUAGACAUGUUUUCAAAGUCUUCCAGGUUUUCCAACUGUAACUAUUUCAUAGCUAUGUGGAGAAUUGCUAAAAAUAUGUCUGAAGACCAGAAACGUGUUGAAAGACAAUUGCUGUAUAAACAUCCUGCAUUUAAUCACUUUUGUGAACAAGUAUUGAAAGAAGCCAAGACUGUAAAUCUUAAAAGGUUAAUGUUUACUCUGCAUGCUGUGAUCAAGAUUGGAAUCCCUCAGAACACUUACCUAGUUCAGGUCCUGCUGAGGUUAGUACAGGAGCGUAUCAAUGAAUGUGAUGAGAUGGGUAUUUCAGUUUUGUCACGUACUUUAGAAGUCAUGGAAGCAAGCAAAAAUGUGGAUGCCCUUCGUGAAGGAUUGCGGCUCUUAGUUGAUAAACAAAUUUGGAGACUAGAACACAUCCUUACUCUACAAACCAUCAUGAAAAGUAUUGGAAAAGAUGCCCCAUACCCUCUUAAAAAGAAAUUAGAGUUAAGAGCCUUGAAUGAAUUAAACAAAUUCUCUCCUGUAAAUAGCCAGCACAUGUUUGGUGCCCUGGCUGCCAUGAAUCACCGUUCUGUCUUACUCCUGAAUGAAUGCAGUAAAAUAGUUGCUGCUAAUAUCCAUGGAUGCCCUUUUUGGAUGUUAAUGAACAUACUGCAUUCCUGCAGGCAUCUCCAGUACCAAAACUUAGAUCUCUUUACAGCAAUCGCCGACUAUAUAAUUACAACUUUUGACAUGUGGAAAAUAAAACAAGUUCUUGGUAUUCUAAGUUUUUUUGAAUCCUUGAAAUUUAGACAUAUUGGUUUGAUGAAUUUGUUUCUUACGAGAGUAUUGGAUGAAUCUCAGUCUCUGAAUCAGAAAGAAAUUUUAUAUAUUCUUCAUAUAUAUUCCUCUCUCAACCACUUCCAUGAAUGCCAGGACCAACAGUUCUUAGAAGUUAUCACAAGUGCUUUGAAUACUUAUCUUCCAAAAAUUUCAUCUUUAAACCUAUUGAAGGCAGUAUAUAGCCUUUGCUUAUUGAAACAUUUCCCGCAGGAUCCUUUUAAUCAUCUUCUCCAAGAGAAUAUCAUCAAUGAGUUGCUGUUGCCAGUUAACAAAAAUGAGAUGGUCGAGUCCAUGCUACAUCAGGUGAAUGCUUGCUUGGAACUUGAAAACACUUCAGUCCUUCAUUCCAAAACCUUAACAUUGAAAGAAUGCUCCCCCACCCCAUCUCGUUCAAAUGUGGAGGUUGAAGAUGUGUUAUUAGAACUUUUGGAAAGUAAAAGACUAUUUUUAAAAGAUGUACGGCUGCCACAUAAUUAUCUUGUUGAUUUUGAAUUGAGAAUGGAUUCUAGGAGAAGCCAAAUAUUUCCAGUUUCUGAAGCAGAUGUGUUCAAGGCUGAAGCAGAUAUUCUCAGAGUGGCUUUGGUCUGUGUUUCUAGAUCUGCUUUCUGUCUUGGCACCACUCAUCCCAGAGGAAAGCUGGAAAUGAAGAUGCGUCACUUAAAAGCCCUAGGUUUUCAUGUGAUCUUGGUCAAUAACUGGGAGAUUAAGCAACUGGAUAUUAACUCUGCAGUCACAUAUCUGAAGGUCAAAAUCUUCUCACCAGAAGCUUUCCCCAAUACUACUGAAUUCGGAGUACAAGAUUUAAAAUAAAAGAAAGAGAUUCUAUUAUGAGAAGGAACAUGAGUGGAUUAUAGUAUUGCCUGAUUUUUGUUCCUAAGUCUACUGCCAAAGGAGUUUCUUCUGAGUUGCUCAUUGAAACAGAUGAUAUGAUUAGAAUUGUGCACUACUAAAAAUUACUAUAUCCAACUGGAAAAUUUUUAGCUAAGGAAUUUUCUUUUAAUUGAUAUAAAUAAAAUAUUCAAACAUUUAAAAUAUCA
Messenger RNA from Gracilinanus agilis (Agile Gracile Mouse Opossum), 2606 nucleotides. It is a transcript of the gene FASTKD2, whose product is annotated as FAST kinase domains 2. NCBI's taxonomy places the organism in Eukaryota, Metazoa, Chordata, Mammalia, Didelphimorphia, Didelphidae. Gene Ontology annotation, biological process: mitochondrial RNA processing; regulation of mitochondrial mRNA stability. The record is from RefSeq and is a predicted model, not a curated record. The transcript is spliced from 13 exons. Gene Ontology annotation, cellular component: mitochondrial matrix; ribonucleoprotein granule. Bases 262 to 2379 code for a protein of 705 amino acids. Gene Ontology annotation, molecular function: RNA binding.